AACUACGGUGAUUAAAAGAAAAUCAAAGUAAGAACUUUCUGAUUUACCGCUAAAUUUGAGCAUUUUCUUGGAAUACGAACAUUGCACAAUUUUAAGACUCCACAAGGUGUCUAUCCCCCUUAUCGCAGACUUUCCCACCAAUUUGUGAUAACAAGAUCUGUUUACAUAUGUACGUACAUGUGUACAUUUUGUUUGCGGCUUUUUUUGCGAUAAUUAAAACAAACACAUACGCACAUCGAGUGCUGAUUAACCUCUACGGCUUGGAGAGGGUCAGAUAAAAACGCAGUGCAAGUGGCACUCGCAAUCAUUCCACAGCUGCAGCCGGAUCCAAAAUGGUCAACGUCACGGAGGACGUAUUCGCCAACGGAGCGGUGAAUCCGUUCACCAAGUCAAAGGACACCAUCAAGCGGUUCACCCUGACAAACGGAGCAGGAAUGUCCGUGCAGUUGAUCACCCGUGGAGCCACCAUUACCAGCAUAAAGACGCCCGAUGCCAGCGGUCAAAUAGAUGACGUGACCCUCGGAUUUGAUGAUUUGGCGGGCUAUCAGAGCGAGAAGAAUCCGUACUUUGGAGCAACCAUUGGGCGGGUUUGCAACCGGAUUGCCAAUGGCAGCUUUUAUCUGGAUGGAAAGCUGGUGGAGGUGUCCAAGAACCGGGACAACAAGUUUCAACUUCAUGGCGGCUUUGUGGGCUUCGAUAAGGCUCACUGGGAAGUUGUGGAAGUACGUGGGGAUGGUGUUACUCUGUCCCACACCAAUCCGGAUGGACACGAAGGCUAUCCCGGCAAGGUGACAGCCACGGCAAGCUUUACUCUCAGCGAGGAUAACUGCCUCCAUGUCCAGAUGAGUGCAGUAGCAGAUAAAACCACUCCCGUAAAUCUCACCAAUCACUCCUAUUUCAACCUAGCUGGCCACAAAUCUGGAGCCAACGGUCUCUACGAGCACACCAUCGAGAUUAAUGCUUAUGGGAUUACUGAGACGGACCAAUCUUCCAUUCCCACGGGGCGGAUCACACCGGUGGAGGGAACAGGAUUUGAUUUACGUGUGUCCAGCAAUUUGGGAGAACGCCUCAAGGCGCUGCAACCAGCUCGCGGCUACGAUGACAACUUCUGUGUAACCUUCAGUCCACCGCAACCAUUGGCCAAGGUGGCCAGAGCCACUCAUCCGCCCAGCGGACGCUGGCUGGAGGUGGUCAGCAAUCAGCCCGGAGUGCAGUUUUACACCUCCAACUUUAUGCCGGAUGUGGAACGCGGUGAAUCGCCCAUUCCCGGCAAGGAUGGAGCUGCCUAUGCCAAGCAUGGUGCCUUCUGCCUGGAGACACAGAAGUUUCCCGACUCCGUGAACCACAGCAACUUUCCCUCGACCAUUUUGCGACCUGGCGAAAGUUACCAGCACGAAGUCAUCUACAAGUUUGGAGUUUCUCACUGAGUGAGAAUCUUAUCUUCGCCAUAUGUAUAUACGAAUAUGUACCAUGUAUCCGACUAACCAAGCAAUCCGUAAUUAUUAUAACCAAUAAACCAAAAGCACGCAGAUUAUGCAAAGAGGUUCGAA
Drosophila mauritiana is the source of this 1550-nucleotide messenger RNA. RefSeq names its product aldose 1-epimerase. The coding region runs from base 333 to 1427 and encodes 364 amino acids. The record is from RefSeq and is a predicted model, not a curated record. Gene Ontology annotation, biological process: beta-D-galactose catabolic process via UDP-galactose, Leloir pathway; glucose metabolic process. NCBI's taxonomy places the organism in Eukaryota, Metazoa, Arthropoda, Insecta, Diptera, Drosophilidae. Gene Ontology annotation, molecular function: carbohydrate binding; aldose 1-epimerase activity. The transcript has a single exon.